Messenger RNA from Mirounga angustirostris (Northern elephant seal), 1624 nucleotides. It is a transcript of the gene PRSS57, whose product is annotated as serine protease 57. Lineage: Eukaryota; Metazoa; Chordata; Mammalia; Carnivora; Phocidae. The record is from RefSeq and is a predicted model, not a curated record. Gene Ontology annotation, molecular function: serine-type endopeptidase activity. Bases 1 to 1551 code for a protein of 516 amino acids. Gene Ontology annotation, biological process: proteolysis. The transcript is spliced from 10 exons.
AUGCAAGAGGCUCCAGAGCACCCCUUCCCCAGCUUCAUGGCCCCGAACCGCAGGUCAGGCCCGGCACGGAGCCGCAUGCCAGGAGCCAUGACCCCCGCUGUCUUCCUGGUCUGUGCCAUGGCCCUGGGAGCCCCAGGCUUCGCAGCUGGUGAGGACAUCUUCCCGGCCGUGCUGCAUAUGGCCAUGCACUGCGAGGUGGCCAGGAACAUCAGCACCCUCAGUGCAGUCGUGGGGGUUCACACAUACACCCGAACCCUCAGCGGGGUCCUGACACCGCGCAGGCUGGACGGCCACCACCUCCAGCGCCUGAAGGGGGCCGGGCAGGCGGACUUGGGAAGGUCACCAGAACUGUGCAUCAGCCAUGACCCCAGAUCACCAGACCUACACCCCGUGACCCUGCAGAACAUCAGCACCAUGGGGGGGGGGCGCUGUGUCACUAUCCCGCUCUUGCCUCUGGCUCUUGCCAGAGGCUGGUAUACAAUGGGGGAUAGGCGGCAUUGGGGCCAGACCCCGUUCAGCCAGAGAGCCGGCACCUACACCCCUCAGGAGGCAGCCGAGGGCCCUAUGCCUGUCGCCCGUGUACUGGGUGCUGCAGGAAGCUCCCUGCAUACGUGCCAUGGGCAGAUGCUGGGGGAGUCAUCAGAUUUCUCGGAAGCUCCAGUGCAGAACUGGGCGUUGCUGGCUGGGUCAGGCCGACCUCCGACCACAGGCCACAGCCAGGUUCCCCCUUCCCGGGCCGUUGGUCCCGCCCUGCCGGCAGGCUCCUGGGGUGCCCGGAUCAUCGGGGGCCAGGAGGUGACGCCCCAUUCCCGGCCUUACAUGGCGUCUGUGAAAUUUGAGGGCCAGCACCACUGUGGAGGCUUCCUGCUCCGUGCCCGCUGGGUGGUCUCCGCAGCCCACUGCUUCAGCCACAGGGACCCCCGAACGGGCCUGGUGGUGCUGGGGGCUCACGUCCUGCAUGCUCCAGAGCCGACACAGCAGGUGUUUGGCAUCUCGGUUCUCAUCAGGCACCCGGACUACCAGCCCACCACCCAUGCCAAUGACAUCUGUCUGCUGAAGCUGAACCGCUCUGCUGUCCUGGGUCCUGCAGUGGGGCUGCUGAAGCUGCCACGGAGAGGUGCCAGGCCACUCAAGGCUGGGGCGCGGUGCCAGGUGGCUGGCUGGGGCUCCAUAUCUAACUUUGAGGACUUGCCGCCCGGGCUGAUGGAGGCUGAGGUCCGCGUGCUGGGCCUGGACAUCUGCAACAGCUCUUGGAGGGGCCAGCUGAACCCUGGCAUGCUCUGCACCCAAAGUGGGGACCGCCGGCGACGUGGCUUCUGUUCAGCGGACUCUGGGGGGCCCCUGGUGUGCAGGAACCAGGCCCACGGCCUUGUCUCCUUCUCUGGACUCUGGUGCGGCGACCCCAAGACCCCCGAUGUGUACACGCAGGUGUCUGCCUUCGUGAGCUGGAUAUGGGAUGUGGUUCGAGGGCCCCGGCCCAGCCCCCUGCCCAGGACCACCGGGUCCCUGCAGGAGUUGCCGGAACCACGGCAGCACUGGGUAUACAAAUGAGAUGGCAAACGAUGCAAACAGCUCCUUCCCCGGAAAUCCCAUGGCCAGGGCAGGUCAUCCACGGGCCCCCCAA